Messenger RNA from Calliphora vicina (urban bluebottle blowfly), 1506 nucleotides. RefSeq lists its product as uncharacterized. Bases 76 to 1155 code for a protein of 359 amino acids. The transcript is spliced from 2 exons. The record is from RefSeq and is a predicted model, not a curated record. NCBI's taxonomy places the organism in Eukaryota, Metazoa, Arthropoda, Insecta, Diptera, Calliphoridae.
GCCACUACGGCAGAACCGAACGCCCCCAUUCGCAAAGAACCAUCCAGGAGGGCUUUCGUGCAAAGGCGUGCCGCCAUGCGCAUUAUCGACCGGCUUGGAUCCAAGUCGGCCGAUGCGCUUAACAUCGACGAAUUGUCGAAACUAAGUUGGGCUAAGGCUCAACUGGCUGAGCUGGACAGCUCAAACACUCCUCCAAGCGCAGAUGCAGCGAACCAAGGCGCAUCUGCUGGGCCCAAACGGCAACGCUCAGAGGAGGAGCUGCUCCAGCAGCAGAACACACAGCCGAAGACUAAACGUCCGAAGCAAGAGGCUCGUGUGAUAAGAAGGCCUUACAGUGAAGUUGCUCGCAAUCCACUUGUAAGGGCUAUUAUCGACAGGAGUGUUGAUGACGGAGCUAUCUCCCAGGAGAAAUGGCUGAAAAUCCGUCAGGGUAUGCUGGGGGUAUACUGGAAGAUUCUCAAGGAGAAUCCCGGUCCAUCCCCGCAAAACGACGAUGCUGGCUGGUAUCAAGGCCAUGUAAAACUGCUAGCGUGUACCAAUGACCGCUCAGCUCUACUGCUAAAAUUAGCAAUUGCGUCCCUAGGGGAAUUGUGGCCUGGCGCGAAACUGGACGUGAUCCCGGUAAACGAGAUACCUCGUAGACCGAGAUCAGUCACAGUUAUUCCGGCGGAGCCACAUGAACCUGAGGAGAUUCUGGCAUACAUUCAGAGCGGUAAUCCCGAUCUACCAACCCAUAACUGGAAGGUGGUUAAGGUUUCCGCUCCUGAAGGUGCGCAUAGAAAGGUGGUCGUAGUCCUUAACAAGGAAUCCUUGGCGCCACUACGUGAGAGGCAAAGCAAGAUUUACUAUGGUUUCGAUAGUAUCAAGCUGCGCAUCUACCGUGGUGACGACAAGCUCGACCCCGAAACUUCUGGUGUUAAACUGGAAGCUCCGCAGGAUAUGGACUGCAAAAUUAAACUGGACGACCCCGCAAGCUCUGAGGACAAAAUGGAGACCCAAUCACACUCCAGUAUGGUUGGGGACCUAUUCUGCGCUCUGGGUGAUGUGGAGGAUGAAGAUGUUCUUCUGGAAUCAGACCCAGAAGACAUCGACGUUACGGUCAUAUAUGAUCCAGACCAUGGUGAAGGCGAUCCAAGUGAACCUUCACCACUCUAAGGCAACUUCGGCUGCCCUGCUCCUCCACAUUGCUAAAUAUGGGGAGGACAUUGCGUUGGUCCAGGAGCCGUGGAUACACAAUGGCGAAAUUCGUGGACUCAACGCCAAAAAGUACAAACUUUUGUACAUAAGACGCACAGCGAUGAAGAUACAGUAGCUGCUGCUUGGGAGACAGGUGCAGGUAAGGUGUGGCUGCUCUCGAGCUAUAUGGCGCACGACCAGGUUGAACCACCACCGAAUAACCUGGUAUCUAAUAUGAUGCGUGCCGCAAAUAGGGCCAGAACUCCUGUAAUUAUCGGAGCUGAUGCAAAUGCUCACCACACAAUCUGGGGUAGCUCAGAUAGAAACGAA